AUGGAAAAACAAGUCCACUUGAGACCGCUCGAAGCUACUUCCGGGGAUGGAGUGGAAGUGGAAGGGAGGGAGGAGAUCUCGAAGCUUCUGAAGGCGCGGGCGACGUCCGGGAACCUGGGGCGUCGAGUUGAGGCGCUCCUGGCGACUCAGCUUGUAGGGCCCGCAGCCAUGCUGAAAUGCGGGAUGAGCGGCAGUCAGGUUAAAGUAUUUGGGAAAGCAAUCCAAGCUCUAUCAAGAAUUAGUGACGAGCUGUGGCUAGACCCAUCUGAAAAAGGUCUUGCUUUAAGGUCUGUGAAUUCUUGUCGCUCAGCAUACGGAUGUGUUCUCUUCUCUCCUGUGUUUUUCCAACAUUAUCAAUGGUCAACCUCAGUAGAAAUGAAUGGCACAAAAUCAAAUUUAAAUUGCAAAUUGGGAAUGAAGUCAAUUCUGCCCAUCUUUAGAUGUCUGAAUUCCCUCGAAAGAAAUGUAGAGAUGUGCAAAAUAUUCACCAGAUCUGAUAAGUGCAAAGUAGUCAUUCAAUUAUUCUGCAGACAUGGUAUUAAAAAGACUCACAAUGUGUGUUUUCAAGAAAGUCAGCCUUUGCAAGUUGUUUUUGAAAAGAAUACGUGUAGUAAUAUACUAAUGAUUCAGCCAAGAGUGCUUGCUGAGGCAAUUGUUCUUUUCACAUCAAGUCAAGAGGAAGUUACUCUUGCAGUUACUCCACUGGAAGUUUGCAUUAAGAGUUCUACUGAGGAAUCAAUGGAUUUGAACAGUUCUGUAUACAGUGAGAUGUUUGUGGGUCCACAUGAGUUUGAGUUCUUUCAAAUUGGGGUUGACACUGAAAUAACAUUUUGCUGCAAAGAAUUGAAGGGAAUGCUGAUAUUUUCGGAAGCUACACAUGCUCCUAUAACCAUGCAUUUUGAUUUUCCUGGGAAACCUAUGGCUUUAAGUAUUGACCAUAUGCUAUUGGAAGCUAACUUUAUUUUGGCUACACUAGCUGAUGAGCCAAGUAGAGCAUCUUCUCCGCAAUCAUUGUGUCUGUCACAAAAACGAAAAAGGUCAGAUCUGGCAUGUUCAAAUUCAAAGGCUGGUAAAAAAGAUAGCAAGGCCAUGGAGUCUAUCUCAAGAAAAGUAGCACCCAGAAAGCUUUAUGCCGAUGAGAUUCUCUCAAACAUUGCUGCGUUGGAAAAUUCUGGCAGUCCUAUAAUGAAAAGAGUGAAUAGUGACACCGAGGAAGAGCCAGGGUUUCCAUCUCUCAGGAAGGUAAAUUGCAUGUUCUUUAGAGCAGUUUCUUCCGACCAGCGAGAACACUGCGACAACCCUUUCAACAGUCUGGCAACAUCAAGUGACAGUGAAGAGGAAAUGAAUAAUGGCAGUUUUUAUAUAUUCUAA
Eptesicus fuscus (big brown bat) is the source of this 1371-nucleotide messenger RNA. It is a transcript of the gene RAD9B, whose product is annotated as RAD9 checkpoint clamp component B. Gene Ontology annotation, biological process: cellular response to ionizing radiation; mitotic intra-S DNA damage checkpoint signaling; DNA repair. Lineage: Eukaryota; Metazoa; Chordata; Mammalia; Chiroptera; Vespertilionidae. The record is from RefSeq and is a predicted model, not a curated record. The coding region runs from base 1 to 1371 and encodes 456 amino acids. Gene Ontology annotation, cellular component: checkpoint clamp complex. The transcript has 12 exons.